This is a messenger RNA of Soboliphyme baturini, 389 nucleotides long. The record is from the annotation of a GenBank genome assembly. Lineage: Eukaryota; Metazoa; Nematoda; Enoplea; Dioctophymatida; Soboliphymatidae.
AUGUCGGUAAGAAAACUAAAGGCGAUGUGCGAGUUGGUUCACGACGUUGAGAAGAAGGUGACGGCUCUGGAACAAAGCAUCGGGAAGCCAGGAGACAGUGGGAGGCCAGAAAUUCUUUUGCGCUCCUUCAGAGAGUUAGCUGAAGGCUGCAACAAGAACACAAUCACUUUCGGCGUUGUGAUCGGCGUCAUCCCGAACAGCAGUGUGAUUCCGUACACCUUCUGUCUGGCAUACAGUCCUGCGGACAUUUGCGUGGCGGUCACCGUCUACAACUUCAGCGAACAUUUUGGCGUGACUGUAGGUCAAUGGGUGGCCGUUCUGCAGCCGAUAGUGAAUAUUGUCAACUGCACGGUUGACGGAACGGUAUGGGUACUUUUAAAUGAUUAAGC